Glarea lozoyensis ATCC 20868 is the source of this 2073-nucleotide messenger RNA. Its product is annotated as Zn2/Cys6 DNA-binding protein. The record is from RefSeq and is a predicted model, not a curated record. Gene Ontology annotation, molecular function: zinc ion binding; DNA-binding transcription factor activity, RNA polymerase II-specific. NCBI's taxonomy places the organism in Eukaryota, Fungi, Ascomycota, Leotiomycetes, Helotiales, Helotiaceae. The transcript has 4 exons. Gene Ontology annotation, biological process: regulation of DNA-templated transcription. The coding region runs from base 1 to 2073 and encodes 690 amino acids.
AUGACUUCCGAAAUGCGCAGGGAGGCUUCAAACUCGUCCAGAGAUAUCGAACGCUUAGGUAAAGCCAUGAGAAAGGGAACCCGGAGUUGUUACGAAUGUCGCAGAAGAAAGGUUCGAUGCAUUUUUGGCGGCCGCGACUCCACAACUUGCGACGGUUGCGCCUCCAAAGGAAAGGCUUGUAUCGAGCAAAGGCGUGAACUGCUUGGAAAGUCUGGCCCCGAGAGCAAAGAUAGUCUUCGAGAACGAAUUGCUAAGCUGGAAGCUAUCAUUGAAGCAUCACGCAGUGACAAUAAUAGCUCAAUUGAUGGUGCCGUUUCUGAUUCCCGGUUAAACGACGAUGCAGAGCGACCCUACCUCGGCAACCAUUCACCGCAAAGCAUCGAUCCUAUUGUAACACUCUUUGAUAACGCUAUUUGGAGACGUCGAAGUACCGAUCUGACCCAAGAGCGCUCCAAAGACAUCGAGGCAAAUCCAGCGGCAGCCAAGCGUACACGCAUUCGUGACUCGCUUCUAAGUAGUCUUAUAUCGUCCGAAAUUCUUGGAAUGAUAUUGAAUGCAACAUGUUCCUGGUGGCAUACAUGGAGAGCUGGACCAAGAUUGUUCACAUCAGUCGACGACUUGCACACUUCAACACUGCAAGACUUUGUGCUGUGGGCGUUAGAAUCCUCUGACCCCUCAAUCGUCGGACUUGCCAUGCUUUGCAUUGCCAUAUGCCUUCAGCAUCUAGACUCGAGAGUGCACCAGUUCAUCAUCCGCAAACUUCCUCGUUUGCCGGGAGAAAUUUUCCAGGACUACUUUGAAAGCGUGGACCGUCUAGUCCUAAAUGAUCCGGACUGUGCCAGUACAGGGGCUGGUAUUGAGGCAACUAUACUCUCGGCUACGAUUCACAUGAACCUUGGAAUGCAUCGAAACUGCUGGAUGCUCGUCCAUCGAGCCAUUGCUUAUAGCCACCUACUUGGUUUCCAUCGUCCAGAACGACUCACGCCAAGUGAGACUGAGGCGGAAAGAAAUUGUCGUACUCAAGGGUGGCUUUCAGUAUGCUCUAGAGACGUGUACAUGUCUUUGCUCCUUGGCCUACCCUACGCCGCUGAUGGACGUACGAUUCCAUUUGUUGAGAGCCAGCAUAACGCAAGGUCUUUGCUACAUCACAAGUUAAUCAUAUUAUCCGUAAAGGUUAUUGAUCGAAAUCAAAUGGGCCUUGGACUUUCAGUUUCACACACGGAUGCAAUUCAAAAAGAGAUUGAGGCAGCUACAAAAGACCUUGAUGAUACGUUUUGGAACGCGCCAGCUGCUUUAGCUUGCGGGAAAAUCACACAGCCAGAAUAUCUUGAAAGUAUCUCAGCACAGUGUUGGCUUCAUCAGUUGCUAGCUCUGCUCCACAUGCCACUCAUGAUUCAUUCGGUCGAAGAUAAACUACUGGAAAAACAUCGAAUUUUUUGCCUUGAAGCCUGUCGGAAUUUACUGAGAGUUCAUCACAUUAUGCGCUCCGAUGCAUCUGCAGCUUUCAGUAUGGUCAAAUUGAUUGACUAUCAAGCUUUCAUAUGCUCUACUUUAUUGAUUCUGGGGUUAUUAGGUUACGGCGAUGCUACACAUCAACUCACAAAUCGGGACAAAGAUCGAGACCUAAUAGGGUUAACAGUUGCUACUCUUCGACAAGCUUCUGGUACGGUGAACAAUCCGAUUGCAUCACAGGCAGUGCAAGGCCUAGAGACUUUAUUAUCUCUAGACAGUAAUAGUUGUGCAACUGGAAGCGCAUGUGUUGAUCCUCACGCGAGAAUAGUGGUUCCUCACAUUGGGACAAUUACCAUAACGCCUGGUAAACAUAUCACCGAGACUAGAAGCCAAUGCUUGCAACCUGCUCCCCGACCGCCCCCAGAAUUUUCUCUCACACACAAUAUGUAUGAUGGAUCCUUUGGCCAGGUCAAUCAACCUCCAAUCAUGGCAUCAAGCAAUGAUCUAGGCUUCUUGUCAAGCCCACGCGUGGACGAACCUUCUAUUGACAUUGAUUGGACAAGUGCUACCAUGCCUAAUUUUGAAAAUGACUGGGCAUGGCUCAACGACUUGAACUUCUAG